This is a messenger RNA of Acanthopagrus latus (yellowfin seabream), 2152 nucleotides long. RefSeq names its product polycystic kidney disease protein 1-like 2. Gene Ontology annotation, molecular function: carbohydrate binding. Bases 1 to 2139 code for a protein of 712 amino acids. The transcript has 12 exons. The record is from RefSeq and is a predicted model, not a curated record. Lineage: Eukaryota; Metazoa; Chordata; Actinopteri; Spariformes; Sparidae.
AUGAUCCAGACGUACAUGCUCCUGCUGAUCCUGAUGACUCUCAGCUCUCUGUCUUGCGCUGAAAAUAAGACAGAGGUGACUGUUUCCUGUCCAGAACACCGGAACGCCUUUGGAGCCUCCUGCUAUGAGUUUGUGGGUCUCCGGCGUAGUUUCUCCGGUGCUCAGGCUUGGUGUGAGCGGCAUGGAGGACACCUUGUUUUCAUCCGGGAUGAAGGAACUCAAUAUUUCCUUCAAAGACACUCAGACCCAAAGAAGGAUUUGUGGUUCGGAGCAGCGUCCUCUGCUUCUACAAACCUGCAGUAUCCUCCAACUGCUGGAGGUCCUCUCACUUGGCUGGACGGUUCAGACAUCACCUAUUCGAGCUGGGUGAGCAGCCCACAGCCAGGAGCCGCAUGUGGACACAUACUGAGAGACUCAGGCUUCCAAUGGGAAGCAACAAGAGACUGCAACAAAAGACUGCCCUUCAUCUGCCAGUUUGAGUCUGGGAGAUCCAUUGCAUGUGCAGGUCAUAACACCACUCUACGUUGUGGUUCUGGUCGAGUCUUAAUGAUAGAUGGCGGCUUCUACGGUCGGAAGAACAUCCAUUACUGUCGAUCCUCACCGCUAACACCACCCACACAGUUUCAGUGUGGCUGGGUGGACGCUGCAGAAGCACUGAGAGCUCACUGUCAUGGCCGUCAGGUCUGCCAGAUCACUGAAGUUAUGCACACCUUUGGUGAACCCUGUCCUCAGCUGGGGAGCUACCUGUCUUUGGACUACCACUGCAGAGAAGGACUCACACUGUCCGUGAGCGCUGUGGCUGCCGUGUCUGAUGACAUCAGCAUCAGUGUGAACUGGCUCUUAGAUUUGCAGCGCGGAGACCUUAAUUGCAAGCUGACGACGGGAGAUGGCCACAUUAUUUAUCUGCGCAGUCCAGAGGGGCUGGAGAGCGGAGUGGUGCAUAAAUAUGCUCAUCCAGGCUCAUUUGUUGUGGCAGUUGAAUGCACCGGCAGUGACACACACAUUACAGCUCAGAAAAUAAUAGACAUUCAAGAGCCCAUCAGAAAUUUUGGUGUCAUCACAUGCUAUGCUGGGAAACUGUCCUUUCAUGCAGCCAACUGCAAAGCUCUUUACAAAGAGCCAUUUCAGAUUCAAAUGGAGGUAAAUGCCGGGACAAAUGUGACCUACAGAAUCCAGAGCGAUGAAAUGUUGCUGCCCGGUUUGUCUGUUGUCAGAGGAAACGUUCCCCAGAACAUCACAGUGACUCCACAAAUGGUGGAGCAGCUUGGGCCCGGCUGCCACCAGCUGACCAUUUACGCAUCGAACAUGGUCACGUUCCCCAAAAUGUCUACAAAUCUGCAGGUUUGCGUGUUGGAGAAAGUAUCCGGUCUUCAGGCCUUUGUGGUGACAGAGCAGGACGACUGUCUAGACUCUACAGAUAUAACGGUCAGUGUUUCCCUUGAAAGAGGAGUGCCUGUGCUGCUGCUUUUCACCUUUACUGGAGACGAUAACUCAUUCACUGAGACCAGAAAGAUGAAUACAAGGAAGGACGUUUUUCAUAUUGGACAUCAGAUACAUGGAUCUGUGCAAGUGAAACUCAAGGCGUGGAACGUUUUCUCCUCUUCAGAGGUGGAUAUGUUCGCUUUCUGCAGCAAGGAUUCAGCUGCUACAGUGGCGAAGAAACAUAUCAGAGUGGCCAGAUCUUCACAGACAAUCGAUGCAAAACCAUCAGAGUCGGUGGACAAAAAGGAAAAAAUCGAGCUUUCAUUGCAUGAUGUGCAAAAUCUAAACGACAAUAGCAAACGAUACCAGUGGUCAUGCACGAAUCCCUGUAAAUGCCAGUUUAGUUCUGACGGACUGACAUACGAAAUCAGAAAAGACUGCGUACCGACACCAUUUGAAUUUAAUAAGUAUCAUUUUAAAGUGAUAAACAAAGCUGACAAUAACGUGGACGACUCUGUAUCCAUAUGCAUCACUCUCACUCCAAAGAAGAUGUCAAAGGCAAGCAUUACUUGUACUGACGGCUGUAACCAAGUACAGAUAGUAAAGGAUGUAAAAUUGAAAAUUACUUGUGAUGGUGAUGAUUGUGAAAACCAUGUGUGGUACACUGAGGACCAGAGAGUGUAUAGCCAGUGGCUGGUAAGUCUUAAUCAAUUAUGAAUUAUUUGGAAGU